Molecule: messenger RNA, 2063 nt
Organism: Panicum hallii
Lineage: Eukaryota; Viridiplantae; Streptophyta; Magnoliopsida; Poales; Poaceae
Product: BTB/POZ domain-containing protein At1g63850
Exons: 2
Coding region: 1-1803 (600 amino acids)
Molecular function (GO): protein binding
Source: RefSeq, a predicted model, not a curated record
AUGGCCGCCUCAUCCAGAUCCAGGCCGCUCCCCAAGCUCUCCCCCUCCCACCUCGUCCCCCUCGACCUCUCCACCUCCUGGUGCUGCACGCCCCACGGUCUCGGCGGCCACGCCCACUCCCACUCCCACCCCUCCUCCCCCGCCCGCGCCGCCGACCCCAUGGAUCCCCCGCCCGCCGGCUCCUCCUCCUCCUCCGCCUCGGCCUCCGCCUACGCCACUCCGCCCCCGCCGCCCUCGUACGCGCCGUCCUACCCCUCCAGCUACACCAAGUUCAACUCCGCGCUCAACGCCGGGCUGCUCAACCCCAUGUCCCCGCCGCCGCUGCCGCUCGACAAGACGCGCUCCAGCCCCACCCUCUUCGACAUGAUGGCCAACGAGCAGGACUACCACCCCCGCACCGCCGCCGGCGUCCACUCCAUCCCGGCCCCGCCCCAGCCGCACCAGCUCCAGCCCGCGCGCUCCAUGGACCGCCAGAUGCUGCUCCAGGACCGCAUCGCCGACCUCAUCGGCAGCUGCAGCCCAGGGAACCAGUUCAACGACGCCGACUCCUCCGACGUCCGCCUCACCCUCACCUCCAAGGACGGCCUCUCCGUCACGCUCUGCGUCCACCGCCACAUACUCGUCGCGCACAGCAGGUUCUUCGCCGCCAAGCUGUCCGACCGCUGGUCCAAGCAGCAGCGGACCCUGCCGCACAUCGUCGAGAUCUCCGACUGCGACGACGUCGAGGUCUACGCCGAGACGCUGCGCCUCAUGUACUGCAAGGAUCUACGCCGGAGGCUCAUGCGGGAGGAUGUCAACAAGGUCCUUGGCAUUCUAAAGGUGUCCGCAGCCAUUGUGUUCGAUGCCGGGGUGCUAUCUUGCUUGGAGUAUUUGGAGGCUGCGCCGUGGGCUGAAGACGAUGACGAGAAGGUGGCAGCAUUGUUGACGCAGCUGCACCUCGAGAACUCAGGGGCUGGAGAGGUGCUCAAGAGAGUGUCCCUGGAAUUGGCCCCUUCGGCAUUGGUUGAAGAGGCAGAGGUCGGAGGGAGUUGCAGUGGCGGUGGCGAGGAGGUGUUGUUGAGGCUCCUGCAGGUUGUCCUGGAAGGGAAGGACGAAAAGGCAAGGAGGGAGAUGAAGGGGCUGGUGUCCAAAAUGCUCAGGGAGAACAGCACAUCCCGUGGCGGAGCAAUUGGUGGCGACCUCCGCAAGGAGUCACUCUAUUCGGCAUGCAAUGGGUGCUUAUCCUUGCUGCGUGAGCAGUUUGUUAGGGCUGCAGGGGGUGAUCAAUCAGAGGUGUCGCAGAUUGCCAGGCAGGCUGACAACCUGCAUUGGAUGCUUGACAUCCUUGUUGAGCGCCAGAUUGCUGAGGAGUUCUUGAGGACAUGGGCAAUGCAGACUGAGUUAGCGGAGAUGCAUCGUAAAGUGCCAGCAAUACACCGCUAUGAAGUGAGCCGAGUGACGGCAAGGCUCUUUGUCGGGGUUGGCAAGGGGCAAAUCUUGGUGUCCAAGGAGGCCCGUUGCCAGCUCUUGAGCACCUGGUUAGAGCCCUUCUAUGAGGACUUUGGAUGGAUGCGACGAGCAUGCAAGGGGCUCGACCGGCAUUUGAUAGAGGAUGGGCUUGCAAACACAAUCCUGACACUGCCUCUUGCAACUCAGCAGGAGAUUCUUCUGGCAUGGUUCAAUCGCUUCCUCAACUCUGGGGAGGAUUGCCCAAACAUUCAGAGAGGGUUCGAGGUGUGGUGGCGGCGUGCUUUCUGGAAAAGGAAUGCCGAACCAGAGCAGCCAACCCGUUUGAGGAUCACUGCAAUCUGUGAGAAUUCUUGAUGACCUUGAUUCAAAUUUGACAUGAAAGGCGGUGGAUGUUGUGAUAUAAAGGUUGAUUUUGUGUGAUCUAACUGUUUCACUGGGUUCUUUGCUAUGUUUAAUUUUAGGCAAUUAGCCAAUUACACAUGUUAUGUUUGAUCUUUUGCAAGUGCAAUGUACACCAGAUCCAAUGUACCACUAUGCUGUAUCUAUUUUGAAUUCAAGUGUAGUAGAGUGAUCAUUUGCUAUCUAUCAUAAGCAACAACUGAAGGAUUCAAACA